Arachis duranensis is the source of this 624-nucleotide messenger RNA. Its product is annotated as protein MAIN-LIKE 1-like. The record is from RefSeq and is a predicted model, not a curated record. NCBI's taxonomy places the organism in Eukaryota, Viridiplantae, Streptophyta, Magnoliopsida, Fabales, Fabaceae. The transcript has 5 exons. The coding region runs from base 1 to 624 and encodes 207 amino acids. Gene Ontology annotation, biological process: meristem development; meristem maintenance.
AUGACCAUCACGCUGCAGGACGUGGCGUAUCAGCUGGGAUUUAGGAUCGAUGGUGAUCUUGUGAGCGGACAGCCACAAACAAAGUGGACUGUCAAGCUCACGUGGUUCCUUAACAUUGUUUGCGGAGAGCUGGAGCAGGACGCCACUAAGGAGUGCCUCUUGAGGUGGCUCCCCCUGCUGGAGGACCUCGAUGCAUGUGAUAAGUUGUCGUGGGGAUCGGCUGUAUUGGCAUGGAUGUACCGCCAGAUGUGCCGUGUCACGGAUCAUGGUACGCGCAACCUAGGUGGUUGCAUCAGCCUGCUAUUGUCUUGGGCCUACCAUCAUAUUCCUCUGCUACGCCCUGAUGGAUUUGAUACUUGUUGGUUUCCGCUGGUUGAGAGGUGGGUUCAGUACUGGCCUAACAACGCUAGAGGCGAGGGCCGUCUUAGGCAUUACAGGCGUAUCUUGAACUGGAUUGGGAUGCUUUACGUUGAUUGUACACCUUCAGGAGCCAUAUUCAGAUCUACCAUCGUCCGUCUGAUAUUUCGUCUAACAGGCCCACUCAACAGACUAUCGUCAAUAGUAUCCACAGACGAUCCUUGGCCACCAAAAUCGACGAGGAACACAGAUAACUCCAACAGAUGA